CAGAGAAAGAUGCAUCCUCCUCGUGCUAUGUGAUCAUUUCUGGUGUUAGGAUAGUAAGAUGGGUCAGACGGCUGAAAUGAAAGAGAUGCAGCCAGGGGUGUGGCUGCAGUCUCUCUCAGGAAAACUCAGUCUUGCCUUGAGCUGCAACAUCUCUGACAUAACAGUUGUGCCAGUAUGCCAGUCAUGAACAGGCCAGGGUUUUGGACAGGCUCAGGGUUGAGCAGACUCUUUUCAUCUGGGGAACUAUGGAACUAUGACGGGAAUUCUAAGGAACAGCGCUUGUCCAAGCAAGACCUACGUACAGCUAAGGAGCCAAGCUCCUCUCAUAGUCACACUCUCAAAGGCUUACCUCGGUCUCAAAGUGUCAGAGUUGAGCUCUGUGCAGGAAAAUCGCCUCGGUGUGAGACAGUGGAGCGAGGUGUGCAAAUCCCGGAAGAUAUUCUAACAGGAUGUCUGACUGCUUACCCUGAGGAAAAGAGAUCGUCUGAAAAGAAUGGCAAUAAAGAAACACUUCCCCCUUUACUCAAUGUGGCCUCGUCUCUUGAGAAUGUUUCCAUCUGUCCAUCAUUCUCAAACACUCCGAAAGCAAAAACAGUCACUGUAAGUUCCAUGACGGGAUCUUCUUUCCUAUCCAAUAGCAAGGAGCUCUUUGAAGAUUGCCAGAAGAGGUAUGAGGGACAGAGGAAUGCACAGGAUCAGGAAUUACCAAUGACGUCCUGUGCUAAUCUCGAUGCUGUGGACACAGACUUCGCUAUAGAGGCGAUGUGCGACCCAGUAAUUCUCAAUGUACAGAACGACCAAAGAUCACAAGGUCUAUUGCCGUUAAGCAAUAAUGGCGAGACCAAUCACCAGUUAACCAGUACAGGGACUGAGGAGUGUUUGGUAUCCCACCCAGGCAGCACCAUAAUAGAACCUAAAGAAGCUGAACAAACAACGAAGACCAACAUAUUUGUAUCCAACAGAGGAAGUCUGUUCAGUGCAACCUUUGUCCACAACACAGGCAAUAGUGACACAAAGAUGAGUCGUGAAAGCCCCUCGUGUGAUGACAGUGUCUCUGAAACAGGGGAUGAAUUAGAUGCAUUUUCUUCCAGCAGUGACUGUCUGACCUACAUUGAGGACGAGGAGAAGGCUGUUAUAGAUGGAACGAGAGGCGGAGGAAACACACGCUUUCCACACUUCACCAGAAGGUCAAAAAAUGGAUCACAAACUCAGCCUUUAUGUCUAAACCCAGCAAGGAUAUACCACUCUUCUUCGAGUAAGCCAUUCGCUCAGUCGUGCAUUCCACUGGUUUUACAGAUGUCCAAACCAGUUACUAGAGGGUUGUCAAAAACAACUGUAUCUGAGGAGGGUCUGUCAGAAAUCCUUUCCCCAGUUGAUGAGGUUCUGUCCUAUGGAAGCUACGAGCUCCCUCCACCUGUAGCGCACUGUGCAGGAAAUGGGAGUGUUAGCUCCACUCUGCUACCUCCCCAACCUGCUUUUGAGGUGAUCACAAGUGAAGAGGAAUUCCCGCCUUCUUCUGAAGGAAAUUAUCUGUAUCUCAAAGAAGAUCCAUCCAUUAACAGUGAGCUUGUUCCUCCUCUCCCUGAUGAUAAGACACCACAUGUAAACAACACAAACUCUGGUGAAACUAACAAAGACCUUGCUGAAGGUCAGAAUGUUUUUGACAGAACUGAGAACUCCAGCUUGGUUCCAGCGGACGAGGAUGUCACAGACUUGCUCUUCUCCUUUGACAUUGGCGACAGGGUUCUUGUCUGCCUUUCCAGACCUGGUGUGCUGAAAUACAAAGGGCAGGCAGCAUUUGCUGGUGGCCUUUGGGCAGGUGUGGUGCUGGACAGGCCAGAAGGAAACCACAACGGGACCUUUAGAGGGGUAAAAUAUUUCAGAUGUGAUAGGAACUGUGGUGUUCUGGUCCGAGCGGAGGACAUCUCUCCUUUACGAGGGACACAAGACAGUGAUCUGGAUACUGAGCCUGAGGAGGAUCCCUUCUCAGAUGAAGAACCACCAAACUGCUUGAAACCACAAGAGGAUGGAUUGAAAGAAGAUGAAGCCUCAGGUGGACCAUUGGAAGGCAACAUAGACAGGGGACAAAAUAAACCAAUCAAUGAUCCUUUAACUACUAAAAUGACCUAUAAAGAGGGACAAUUACAAGAGAAAUGGUGCCAAAACCCUCAACUUGACUGUUGUAACGAGACACCUGAGGCAUCAAGUUCAUCCACCCCUAUGCCUGUAUCAUCAUUAUUUCAAAUUGGUUUUGAUUCAUGCCCCCAAACAGCAGGACACAACAUGAGCUCUAGUUUUGACAUAAACUCUUGGGUGGAAAGUUUGACCGAGGAGCUGAUCCAAGACCUUAUGAUGGAUGCUCUAGAGAUAAGGAUGAGAAACAGAGAGAAAGGCUUGCUCAAAGAGGACAACAAACAAAUUGAUGCCUCCGUCCCCGCAGGAGUCCUUUUGACAGUAAAGAAGAAAGAUGACAGCACAGCCAGUAAGCUGUGUUUCAUAGAACAGUGGCACGAUACUCUCUGCUCUGCAGCUCCUGAGAAGGUUCAAAUCCAGCCCCACGACCGUGACAUAGUGUACAGACUGGUUGAUACUGCCUUGGAAACCCUCUUAGGCCAAGCAAAGAGUACCAUGAUUUACAACCCAGAAGCACCAGGCUAUAUCAUUGACGAAGAGAGUGUCAGAGUUUACGGACGGAUCAUGCACCAACUCACCUCUGAGAUUCUUCAUGGGGUGUUGACCAAUCACUUUGGGAUUACAAGAUCUAUGUGGCAGACAAAAAAUACACUCUCAAGUCUCCUAUCAAGUAGAGUCUUUCUCACCGACCUGAAGGCUGCUGUUAAAUCUGAGGUGCAGAAAGAGCUCAACUUGGAUCGGACGGACCUUCAGAUGAAAGAGAUUCUCCUGACGUUGUGCAAAUACAGGAGUACAAAGAGAGACAGAGUAGACUACAUUCUGAUCCAAGAGCUUCACAAAGAAGAACUGCAGUGGGUGGACUACAGCGCUGACCAGAUGACUGUGAAGAUGAGACUGUCUGAGGAGAUUUUCAGUCUUCUCCUGGAGGACACUAUAUCAGUUCUCAAACACAUGUACAUGACACCAUCCUUUUGAACCUGAGAAAGAAGGUUACGGUUCCCUCUAUAAAAUAUAUCUUAUUAAUUGCCAUUCUAUUCUCAAAUGCUUUGAAUUCACUUACAAUUACAUGUAUUGAUUAUCUAUGAUCGUUGAAGAAUUUAAAUAAAUCACUCAUA
Molecule: messenger RNA, 3248 nt
Organism: Salvelinus sp. IW2-2015
Lineage: Eukaryota; Metazoa; Chordata; Actinopteri; Salmoniformes; Salmonidae
Product: centrosome-associated protein 350
Biological process (GO): microtubule anchoring
Cellular component (GO): centrosome
Molecular function (GO): microtubule binding
Source: RefSeq, a predicted model, not a curated record